AUGCCCACAUUCUUAAGCCAACCAGUAUAUAGCAAUUUCAAUGACAUUUUUAGUGGUACGUGUACGAAAAUCGAGUACACGGAGACGGUAGACGAGAGCAGUCUAAUGUCCAACAGUGUGGCUCAAAAGGGAGCAAUAGUCCGCAUCGGAGAACACCUCUACGGCUUCGAAGGCAUUCGCGAUCUAUCCCUGAAAGCGGCCGCAGACGUAGACCGAUUCUUCGGGAGGGAGGCGAACGGCAAUUUGGUUUAUGAGACCCCGUAUCACUUCCUGAACGAGUUCGUUGAGGACUAUACUAACAGCUUUUAUAAAUCGACUCUGAGCCGCUCAGCUCACGAUCUUUCUGAGUGGAAAAGGAAGCACAGCGAUCCACCGAUCAUUGCCCCUUCACUUUCAUACGGAGACCUGCACCCACGUCAUGAGACAGUGCAUGUGGAGAAAGAGGUUCGUGCAGAAUAUGACCCUUAUAAGGAACAACCUGAACACGACCAGGUUAUACUCAAUGAAUCACGAACGUUCAAUCACACCGCAUACCCCUCUGGGCAUGGAGAACAUUCGUUCCUUUCUCGCCUUACUCACGAUAUGUCCAGCUCUGCGCACCUCAUUUAUGAUAAGCUUCACAACACUCUGACCCAGUCGGGUUCCGACUCCUUGUUAGACCGUGGACACUACCGCAUUCGCUCUCUGGACGGUUUCGGAACGCCUAAGCUCCAGGACUCAGCUCCUUUCGAGUGCAAUCAUCAUUUGGUCAGGGACUUUGAAGAUCCUUCGAGUGAGGGAUCGACUGCCUUGGUUUGUGAUGCCGACGUACAGCCUAUCGCGCCGAUGCUUCAGUCAGAAGGGAGCAUUAGAAGUAUGACAUCAUCCAGGCACUCAAUGGUGGACCAUAUCUCGAUCGACCACGAACUUUCCGACGUGGGUGGUCUAAGCACGCCAGUCAGCACCUAUUCAGAUGCGGUUGAACUCAACUACGAUCCGUAUCAGAACGAGACCAGACAUGUCAUUAGCGAGGACCUUGGCACCCAAAUCGUUCGUCGCAGCAGGGAAUCUUUGACCGGGAAUACCACCUUUGGCAGUGACCACGAUGACAAAAGAAGCACUAUGACGAUCACCAAGACGAUGUUCAUCGAUGACACCAGAGAGGGCAGCGAUAUCUCGGACAGUGAGACGCUUCGCCCGCAGCAUUCAAUUGACUCACACUCGGACUCCGACGCGACAAUUGUUGCAAAUGAGCUUGAAACUCUUCAAAGGACGAACGAACUGCAAGAAGCUCAUCUACAUGCGCAUGUUACGUCGAUUCCCAAGCAGCAUUCAUGGGAGAGAGACGAGCUCGCUCGUCAGAAGUCAAACGACGAGGCCGAAGCUCUUCUUCGCGACGUCCACUCCACUCAUCAGGCUCUACAGGAGCAAAUCCACCGUUUAUCCAAUCCGGACGUUUCGAAGUACGAGAUUAUCUACGACACUGUUGCCAAGGAUCCUGAACACAUCUACGAUGCCGUAGCGGAUGCUGGACUUCACCACGCCCAUGGAGCUCUCGUCCUAUCGGAGCCAGUUAAGCGUCCACUCGCUGUCACUCCACCAGUGUCCGAUGAUGUCGCAGCUGACCAAAGCCCUUAUAUCGAAGAACUUCAUUAUGCCGAAAGUGAUAUUUCUAAGCACCAAGUGUAUCACGACAAUGAGGAACACAUCUACGCAGAAAUCGGCCCGCCUCCUCCAGCUCCUCCGAAAAUUGGUGAAGGAGUUACUGACGCCAGAAGAACCACUGAGCCUGAAUAUGCA
Ostertagia ostertagi is the source of this 1779-nucleotide messenger RNA. Lineage: Eukaryota; Metazoa; Nematoda; Chromadorea; Rhabditida; Trichostrongylidae. The record is from the annotation of a GenBank genome assembly.